Messenger RNA from Chrysochloris asiatica (Cape golden mole), 342 nucleotides. It is a transcript of the gene MRPS33, whose product is annotated as mitochondrial ribosomal protein S33. Gene Ontology annotation, cellular component: mitochondrion. The transcript has 2 exons. The record is from RefSeq and is a predicted model, not a curated record. NCBI's taxonomy places the organism in Eukaryota, Metazoa, Chordata, Mammalia, Afrosoricida, Chrysochloridae. The coding region runs from base 22 to 342 and encodes 106 amino acids.
CUGCUCCUUUCCGCUCAGGAAAUGUCUCCGCUUUCGGAAUACGCCUUGCGCAUGAGUCGCCUGAGUGCACGGCUGUUCGGUGAAGUCGCCAGGCCCACAGACGCCAAGUCCAUGAAAGUAGUGAAACUGUUUAGUGAGCCGCCUCUGGCCAGGAGGAAGGAGACCUAUGACUGGUACCCCAGUCACAACACCUACUUUGCACUCAUGGGGACGCUGCGUUUUCUCGGCCUCUACAGAGAUGAGCAUCAGGACUUUAAGGACGAACAGUUGCGGCUGAAGAAGCUCCGUGGGAAGGGGAAGCCCAAGAAAGGAGAGGGGAAGCGAGCAUCCAAGAAGAAAUAG